This is a messenger RNA of Mangifera indica (mango), 3269 nucleotides long. Its product is annotated as E3 ubiquitin-protein ligase UPL5-like. The transcript has 3 exons. The record is from RefSeq and is a predicted model, not a curated record. Gene Ontology annotation, biological process: protein polyubiquitination; proteasome-mediated ubiquitin-dependent protein catabolic process; positive regulation of protein catabolic process. Lineage: Eukaryota; Viridiplantae; Streptophyta; Magnoliopsida; Sapindales; Anacardiaceae. Gene Ontology annotation, molecular function: ubiquitin-protein transferase activity; protein binding. The coding region runs from base 260 to 2923 and encodes 887 amino acids.
UCUUUGGUGAUGACGGCUGUUCAUUUGUAUGUAUAUGUGUAAGUAUCGUCUGAGCGCAAAAUUGAAAAAAUAUUCUCAAUCUCAUCACUCCAUUUCUGCUUCCUAACAAGCUUAAUAAACGUAUAUGAUUAAGCACUUUGCUUAGGGUUUUUGGUUUUGGUUUCGGUUUUUUGAAUUUCUGUUCAGCUGCGGCUGUGAGAGACGAUUUCAUGCUCACACCGCCGCUGUGACCGGCGGUGGGGGCCCUCACUUACUUUCAAUGUAUCGCGUUGAAUCGUUUGAUUACGCCGCCGUCCACUCACGUCCGAAGCGUAAGUUGGACGAUUAUGCCCCUAACUUGGACGGUGAGGAUGACGACGGCGCGGAAACUUAUUCUGACCUCCUGUCCGUGAGAAUGCGAAAAGAAGAAUCUAACGCCGUCCAUCAGUCGUCUGACUUGACUUGUGGAGUCGUGUCGGAUGCGGCCGACACGAGUUCGACUGAGUCGAGAACGGCUACUCGGCCGAGACUACAGUUUUUUAUUCGGAUGAUAUCGGAAGGGAAUACCAUAGUUAUUCAAGCUAACUCAAACGACACCGUUAAGUCAAUUCACGAGAGGAUUCAAGUGAUGACGGGGAUCCCGGUCAUAGAGCAACGGUUAAUUUACCGGGGAAAGCAGUUGCAGUGGGAACAGUCGUUAGCGGAGUGUUCCAUACAAAACGACGCCGGAUUACAGCUGGUAGGGCGUAUGCGAAGCACAGAACAUCCUCAAGCUUGGCAAGUGAUCGAUGAUAUGGUGGGUGUAAUUUGCCGGCUUUGUAAGGGUGAAACGGUACAGUCCUCAUUAAAACUCAUAAAAUCUCGAAUGACUGAGUUUUUUGCAAUGACACCAAAAGAUGAUACUGACUCAUCAAUUGGUUAUCUUGAAAUAUUUAUGUAUUCCUCAGCUCCGGCUGCGUUGGUAAUGCUUUAUAUGUCACCAAUGAAUGGUAACAAAGAGUGUGCCGAUAGUUCAAUUAGGCAUUUUUUGAAUUCUUGUAGAAAUGCAUUGCCCAAGAAUUUACAUAUACACUGUGCGCCCAUAGUUCUAGAGUUUUGUAAAUUGCUUAGGAAGUUUACUCCCGAGGAUACAUUGUAUUUAGCAUGCCGGAGUACAUUGGGGUCAUUGUUGGAGAAUUUCGGAGGGUCAUUAUGGGAAAAGAUUUGUGUCUUGCGGGCAACAAAGUAUGGGGAUGAUGUCAAGAGGUUGGUUGUGAUUCAUGAUAUUUUUCCCUUUGUUAGUGAAUUGGCUAGUAGGUUGUCUAGGGAUUUGACAUCAAGCAUGGAGAUGGUGUUGAGUGUGGGGCCAUCGGUGAGUGAUGUUCGUGAUUUCACUGCAUUUUUGGUCCCUUUGCGUAAGGCAAUCUUGGGACAGGUGGGAAUUACAUGUCCUAUUGCAGUGCCAUUGCCAAAGAGGGGAUAUAACCAUCCAUCUCACGGGGAUGAGAUUGAAUAUCUUCAUGGUAUAUUUAUGGAUCUGCUGUUAAAAAUGGAUAAAUGCCUUGGUAAAGUGGAGGAACUGUUAAAUGUGAGUGGUAGCGGGGAUGGCGAAAUCAACUACUCAGGAUGGUCUCAGUAUCUUUUCAUAUUGAAGGAAUUAUAUGCCAUAUCUAAACUUUAUCUGGGCUCUGAAGAGCAAUUUUGGAAGGUUUUGAGAUGCAGAAAGUCACCUUUGUGUGCCCUGAUUCUUAGAUAUGCAAAGCGGAGUGAUGAUCAUCGGUGGAUUCUUGAGCAGAAGGAUGUGACAAAUUUUGAAUCUAGGAGGCAUCUGGUCAUGAUGAUGUUCCCUGAGGUAAAAGAAGACUAUGAUGAACUGCAUGAGAUGCUCAUUGAUAGGUCUCAGUUGUUAGCUGAAUCAUUUGAGUACAUAGCACGUGCAGAACCUGAUGCACUACAUGGUGGUUUAUUCAUGGAAUUCAAAAAUGAGGAAGCUACUGGUCCUGGUGUCUUGCGAGAAUGGUUUUUCUUGGUAUGCCAAGCCUUAUUUAAUCAACAAAAUGCUCUUUUUGUGGCCUGCCCUAAUGAUUGCAGAAGGUUCUACCCUAAUCCUGCAUCUAAGGUGGACCCCAUGCACCUUGACUAUUUUAGCUUCUCUGGUCGGAUAUUUGCAUUAGCAUUGAUGCAUAAGGUGCAGGUGGGUGUUGUCUUUGAUCGUGUGUUUUUUCUGCAAUUGGCUGGGAAAUAUAUUUCUCUGGAAGAUAUACAGGAUGCUGAUCCAGGCCUGUAUAAUAGCUGCAAGCAAAUCUUGGAGAUGGAUGCUGAGUUUAUUGAUUCAGAUGCCCUGGGACUGACAUUUGUUAGAGAGGUGGAGGAGUUAGGAUCCAGGAAAAUAGUGGAGCUUUGCCCUGGUGGAAAAAGUAUGGUUGUAAAUAGCAAAAACAGGAAGGAAUAUGUUGAUCUUCUUAUUCGGGAUCAAUUUGUCACAUCUAUCUCUGAGCAGGCAACUCAUUUUGCUAAAGGUUUUGCUGAGAUUCUUUGCAACCCAAGGCUCCAGAAGUUUUUUUUUCAAAGUUUAGAGCUUGAAGAUCUUGAUUGGAUGCUAUUUGGAAGUGAAAGUGCUAUAUGUGUUGAUGAUUGGAAAGCUCAUACCGAAUACAAUGGCUACAAAGAAACUGAUCCUCAGAUUGUCUGGUUCUGGAAGAUUGUUGGAGGAAUGUCGGCAGACCAAAGAAAAGUUCUGCUCUUCUUUUGGACUUCAGUAAAGUAUCUUCCAAUUGAGGGUUUCCGUGGUUUGGCUUCUCGACUUCAUAUUUACAAGUCAGGAGAGCCCUGUGAUCGCCUUCCAUCAUCUCACACCUGCUUUUAUCGAUUGUGUUUCCCACCAUACCCCUCCAUGGUUAUAAUGCAAGAUCGGCUUCGCAUCAUCACACAAGACCAUGUGGGCUGCAGCUUCGGCACUUGGUGAGACACUUUAUCUGCACUGGGGUAAAAACUUUUUCUCUCACUGCACAUAGAACUGUAUUGAGGUUGUACAGAUUUAUAGGAUAUCGUCGUCUGUUAUACCAUUAAACCGUAUAAGAAGGACCUUCUGUUAAAUUGUGAUUCUGUUGUGAAGCUCUUGAUGUCAUUGCAUUUUUCUUUGUCAUCAACUGUUCAUAAGUUUAGGUAUAGCAUAGUAUGAUAUAAAUAAAGCAUCGGGAAACUCCAUGAACUCGCUUUACUAGUAAUAGCUGUUGGUUUCUCGAGCCAUCGCCUUUGUAAGUACACAGUAUGCAAUGACAUCAAAACCCAAAGAAAAAACUGUUGUUCCA